Messenger RNA from Aethalodelphis obliquidens (Pacific white-sided dolphin), 4790 nucleotides. RefSeq names its product protocadherin gamma-B5-like. Gene Ontology annotation, biological process: homophilic cell-cell adhesion. The record is from RefSeq and is a predicted model, not a curated record. Gene Ontology annotation, cellular component: plasma membrane. Lineage: Eukaryota; Metazoa; Chordata; Mammalia; Artiodactyla; Delphinidae. Gene Ontology annotation, molecular function: calcium ion binding.
ACUCAUUUAAAAAAUUGAAGUAUAGUUGAUUUACAAUGUUGUGUUAGUUUCAUGUAAACUCAUUUUUUAAAUAUAAGUAUACUCGAUUCUUAUAUUCAGAACCAACUUGUUAUUGAAGCCCUGAUAGUUACCUAAUAAUGUGUUAUCUGCAGCAAUGUUUAGGAAAGUCAAGGGGGGAAAGGAAACUUAUCUGGGGUAUUGAUCUCAGGAAUCAUCUCCACAGUCAAUUCAGCUCAGCACUCUCACACCACUUCUAGAUAUUUGGUGCAAAUUACUUGCAUGUUCAUGUUCCCUUUCAAGAUAUCCCUUCUCAUUUCAGAAUUGACCUUACUAUAGUUAACUAAAAAUUGAGUAUCUAAUGUUUGGACAAAAAGAAUUUCAACUGUAGGAAAGGGAAGUCCUGCAACAGAUGCCGAAAUUUGUCUUGAAAUCAAGAAAAAUGUUAGUGUUUUGAGCAUCUAGGGAUAGAAUUUAUGCUUAUGGGAUUCCAAACUGAGAAAAAAGAUUUAAGGCCUUUUACUUGAACUGAAAUUAGAUGAAUAAAAAGAAUAUGAGGUGUUUGCUGGAAGAGGGAGGUUGUUUCAUAUUUUUUUUUAACAUAGUCUGAACUUGUUAGGAGUUGGCAACCAAGAUCUUAGAGAAUAAAAAGGAAAUGUUGGUUUUGACACUUGAGAUUAAGAAGGUUGUUUUGAUUAGCGGUAGUGAUAAAGUUCUGUUGAGAGGCAAUGUAUGGUACAGUUAAAUAAAAGGAUAAAAAUAAAACCCUCCCAUUUCAUGUCAUUAAAUUCCUAUAGUAACCUACCAGGGUAUGCUUUUAUAUUCUCUUUAUGAUGAAAGUGUAAAACACUUCAUAAUCCUUUUCAUAAAUCUCUUUUAUAAGUAACAAGAAGACUUUAUGGUAUUGGUAUCCUUAUCCUGAGUAAAACCUAUACAGCUUUGAUCUCUCCUCCAGUUUCCUCUGAUGAAAGGAGGAGGAAAAUCAUACACAUAUCAGAUUGAAGAUAAUACUGGGUGUCAUUUCAUGGCUGUCAAAAUUUCCUCAUACCACAUGGUGGGGCUCUUUUUCCACGUGGUCUUUGUUCUAAAUCUGGAGAGGAGACUGUGCCUUGUUCUUCCAAUAUGUGCCUUGCCUCUAAUGAGAAAAUGACAGACUUUUCUCAUUACUAGUUUAACGGCUCUUCUAUAGGAUCCCGUCUCUAAGGAACCCUCUUUGGUAGUAAACACUGGAAAACAGACCUAUCCAAGACUCCUAAACUGCCUCAUUCCCUAUAUACAUCAGUUCAACAUAUCUGUUGGAAUACCAAAUCCCAUUAUUUACAAGGCUUCUGACUGCAGUUUUCUAAAUAGACUCCAAGGGCCGCUGUUGGCCAAUGCGCUGCAAGAGCUAGCGUCCAGUAUCUACCCCAGUGAUUUCUUGUGUAGUCACAGAAGCAAGUCGGAAAGGAGAGUAGCCUGGACUCAGGCUCUCUACUUGGCAAAUCUGAUUCCAAAAUACAGAUUGGGAUGUGUUCAAACUGGGAGCAUUGAGUUUUCUAUGUAGUCGAUGUGGGUAUUUUAAACGAAAUUUAUAAAUCAUCUUUUCUUAACGUUGGAGCCUGCAGCAAUGCACAGAAGGAUGGGAAAUAAGGGGAAGCAGAGGAGCGGUACCCAGCGGUGGCAAGUAAUCUUCCCUUUCUUGAUGCCUUUGUUAUGCGGGGCGCUCUGCGAACAGAUCCGCUAUUCUAUUCCAGAAGAAAUGGACAGAGGCUUUGUGGUGUGGAAUCUCGCUGAGGACCUGGGGCUGCAUGUACGGGAUUUAUUGACUCGCAACCUCAGAGUUAGUGCAGAGAAACAGUACUUUACUGUAAACAUGGAGAAUGGGAAAGUACUUGUGAGUGACAGAAUAGAUUGGGAGUCACCCUGCCCCCCAAAACCCUCUUGUGUCGUGCCUUUAGAAAUUGUAGCAGAGAAUCCUCUAAAUGUUUCUCACGUAAACGUGAUGAUAGAAGAUAUAAAUGACAAUCCACCUCAUUUUCCCCAAAAUAGCAUUGUUUUACAAAUCAAUGAACUUGCAAUUCCAGGAACUCGGUUUGGCCUGGAAUCAACUAUAGAUGCAGAUAUAGGGCUUAACUCUCUGCAGAGUUACCAACUCAGCUAUAGUGAGCAUUUCUCUCUGAUGGUUGAGGGUAAGACUGAAGGCAAGAAUUCCCCAGAAUUAGUGUUGGAGAAGCCUUUGAACCAGGGACAACAGAGCUCUCACCUCCUGGUCCUGACAGCAGUGGACGGGGGUGAUCGUUUGAACUGGCAAACUCAAAUCAGGAUCAAGGUCACUGAUGCCAACGAUAACCCCCCAGUGUUCAGUCAGGAUGUGUACAAAGUUAGCCUGCGUGAGAACUCGCCCCCAGGCACCUUUGUGCUAAGGGUGAAGGCCACUGACCAGGAUGAAGGCAUCAGUGCAGAGAUCACCUACUCCUUCAGAACACUAUGAGAUAUUGCGAAUAUGUCUGUGCUAGAUCAUCAAAGAGGAGAAAUUAAAUCCAAAGACCCUAUAGACUUUGAAAGCAGUAGCAGUUAUACUAUAAGCAUAGAGGAGGACAGUGGAAGCAUAGCCACCAAGUGUAAAAUUAUACUGAACAUUUUAGAUGAGAACGACAGUGGCCCAGAGGUGGUUUUCACUUCGGUGUCUAGUUCCAUAACCAAGGUUGCAGAACCGGGAACAGUGAUUGCUUUGUCCGAAACACAUGAUAAAGAUUCGGGAGAAAACGGGGAGGUCACAUGUCUCAUAAAAGAGAGAGCUCCUUUUAGAAUUGAAUCUUCCACCAAUAAUUACUACAAGCUUGUGGCAGAUGGGGUCCUGGGGGAGCAGACCCCAGAAUACACAGUCACCAUCGCAGACACCGACAGGGGCAAGCAGCUACUCUCCUCCAGCGCAAGUGUCACUCUACACAUCAGCGACGUUAAUGACAGCACUCCAGUUUUCCACCAGGCCUCCUACGUGAUCCACGUGGCCGAGAACAACCUGCCUGGAGCCUCCAUCGCGCAAGUCAGCGCCUCCGACCCCGACCUGGGGCCCAACGGCCACGUCUCCUAUUCCAUCCUGGCCAGCGACCUGGAGCCGCGCGCGCUGUCGUCCUACGUGUCCGUGAGCGCACAGAUUGGUGUGGUGUUCGCGCAGCGCGCCUUCGACCACGAGCAGCUGCGCGCCUUCGAGCUGACGCUGCAGGCCCGCGACCACGGCUCACCCACGCUCAGCGCCAACGUGAGCCUGCGCGUGCUGGUGGGCGACCGCAACGACAACGCGCCCAGGGUGCUGUACCCGGCGCUGGGGCCCGAUGGCUCGGCGCUCUUCGACACGGCGCCGCGCGCCGCGCAGCCCGGCCACCUGGUCACCAAGGUGGUGGCGGUGGACGCCGACUCUGGACACAACGCCUGGCUGUCCUACCACGUGCUGCAGGCCAGCGAGCCCGGACUCUUCAGCGUGGGGCUGCACACGGGCGAGGUGCGCACUGCGCGGGCCCUGGGCGACAGGGACGCGGCCCGCCAGCGCCUGCUGGUUGCUGUGCGCGAUGGGGGACAGCCGCCCCUCUUGGCCACCGCCACGCUGCUCCUGGUUUUCGCGGACAGUCUGCAGGAGGCGCUGCCGGACCUCAGUGACCACUCUGAGCCCACUGACCCCCAGGCUGAGCUGCAGUUUUACCUGGUGGUGACCUUGGCCUUGAUCUUGGUGCUCUUCCUCCUCGUGGUGAUUCUGGCCAUUGCUCUGCGCCUGCGACGCACCUCUAGCCUGGCCACCUGGUGCUGCUUUCAGCCUGAUCUCUGUUCUAAGACUGGUCCAGUGGUUUCUCCGAACUACAACAAGGGAACCUUGCCUUAUUCCUACAAUCUGUUACGUUGUCGAUUCUCAGAAAACAAGGUUCAGUUUUCUCACCAUGACCCCAGAAAUGGUGCCUCCGCAAGAUCUUUCUAAUGAAGCUCUUUUAGUAGUGUCACUGAGGAGAAUAACAAGUUAAACUCUAGCUCUGUUGCUUCCAUUUACGUGUCAAUGAAUGCCUUUCAUCUGCAUAUGGGUUUGGUUUAUUUUUUAAACCAAUAUUUAGGAAAGAAAAUCUUAAACAGAUUAUAUCUACUAUCACUUCAGUUUUGUUUGCCCUCUCUCAGUCUUUUCUGUCCCUUUCUCAGUGGGUCAGUUACUCCAUUAUUAACCCUCAAGUAUUUUAAAUAUUUUGACAAUUUCAUGAGUUAUUCUUUAUCCACAAACAAAAUCUCUUACUGUGAGAAGUGGGUAUUAUGAUGCCGCUGCCAUUCAAAUAUUUUAAUGGAAGCAUAAUAUUUUUUUCCUGUGGGCCUUUCUCUUAUUCAGAACAUCAAUAUCUUGGCAUAUAAGGCUUUUCUUAAGGCUUUGCUUUACUCUAGGUACAAUUUGCUAGGGAUUCUCUGAGUGCCAUUGAAUAGAUCAGUUUUGUGCCCUACCUUUUCUCAGAGCUACCUGUAGAUUUCAUCCCAGUGUUAAAGAUAUUAUUUUAUGGUAUACCUGCCAAACAUGUUUAUCCUCAGAAUCUAAAUAUUUACACACAUGAAAGCACAAUAGUGAGGAUUUUUUCCUGUAUUCUGAUGGGCUUCCAGUGUAUUACCAGUGAUCUCAGUAACUGGAAUUAGGUUUGUUUCCCAGAAAAAGGUAAGCUUAUAAUAUUCUUUGGGUUCUAUUUUUCCUAAACAAUCUCUCUCUCUCUUUUUUUUUAAAUUGAAGUAUAGCUGAGUUACAAUGUUGUGUUAGUUUCUGGUGUAUAGCAAAGUCAUUCAUAUACCAUAUA